Messenger RNA from Truncatella angustata, 1686 nucleotides. Its product is annotated as uracil permease. The transcript has 5 exons. Bases 1 to 1686 code for a protein of 561 amino acids. Lineage: Eukaryota; Fungi; Ascomycota; Sordariomycetes; Amphisphaeriales; Sporocadaceae. Gene Ontology annotation, cellular component: plasma membrane. Gene Ontology annotation, biological process: transmembrane transport; nucleobase transport. The record is from RefSeq and is a predicted model, not a curated record. Gene Ontology annotation, molecular function: nucleobase transmembrane transporter activity.
AUGGCAACCGGCACGAGACUCCACUUCAGUAAGAUAAAGGAAAGGCUGCGUCUUCAUGGAGAUGAAGCCCAGCACGAACAGACAGACCACUGGGCGAAUCGAGAUCUGAUACCUCUUCCCCCACAGCGGAGAACGUGGGGAUGGUUCCACUUCUUUGGUUUCUGGACUCUGGGGUCCUUGAAUAUCACGAACUGGCAGACACCUAAUUCAUUUCUCACGCAAGGUCUCUCAGUUGGCCAAUCAAUGAUGAUAAUCAUUGUUGGACGCCUUCUAAUCAUCGGCUUUUCCACACUUAUAGCAUGGUGUGGUAUACAGUGGCAUAUUGGCUUUACAAUACAGAAUCGAUACACCUGGGGUAUGCGAGGCAGCUACAUCCCCUUACUGCAGAGGAUUUUGCUGAACUUUAUCUGGAAUGCUGUUCAGUGCUGGAAUGGUGGGCGGCUCGUAGCCGUAUGUUUGACCGCCGUCUGGCCCUCGUAUGCCAUGAUGAACAAUUUUUUACCUGCAAGCAUGCCAACGAAUGGGCCCGAAUUUGUGGGAUUCGUCAUUUUCUGGGUAGUAUCAGUUCCCUUUUUGUGGAUAAAGCCUGAGAAUUUCAGAAUUCCUUUCCUGGUUACAUCAAUAUAUUGCGGCAUUGCUAUGUUUGCAAUGAUGGUGUGGGCAUUGGCGACUGCCAAGGGGGUCGGUCCACUCCUGUAUACCGGAGCAUCCGUUCCGGCCACCUCAAGGUGGAAUGACAGCUGGCUUAUUUUGGCGAGCAUCAACCAGGUGAUUGGGGGUAUUGCGGCGGGUAUCACCAAUGGCUCAGACUUCUCGAGGUACGCCAAGGGCUGGAAAUCCUAUGUCAUUGGAGCCGUAACCUCAGGGUGGUUGACAGGCAUCCUGGUGUGCCUUAUUGGUCUGGUAACCACGAGUGCCGCACAGCAGAUCUAUGGCGAGGUCAUCUGGAAUCCCCCCGAUCUUCUACUCACUAUGAUGGCCGAUGGCCAGGGGACAUCAGCCGCUCGAGUUGGAGUCUUUUUCCUAGCCUUUGGCUUUGCUUUGACCAAUGUCUUCGAGAAUGUGUGCGGCAAUGCAGUAGCCGGUGGUAUUGAUCUCGCAGGGUUAUGGCCUCACUACAUCGAUAUCCGUCGUGGUGCCAUCAUUACAUUUGUUGUUGCAUGGGUAGUUCAGCCGUGGCAGCUGGUAAACCGAGCUGUGACGUUUAUCUUAGUUCUAAGUUCAUUUUCGGUGUUCCUUGCUCCUAUCAUUGGCAUGAUGGCGGUCGACUUCUUCAUACUGCGUAAGCAAAAGAUACAGUUGUCUCACCUUUACAGGACAUAUGAUACAUCCUACUGGUUUUGGCGCGGUAUUAACUUGCGAGCAGUCCCUGCUUGGCUAUGCGGGUGGGCACCAACGAUCGGCGGCCUCGUCGUCAGCGUUCGAGGCGAUCCGGAGCCCUCAAAGGCUCUUCAAGAGCUGUACUAUAUGGCUUUCUUCCUCGGUUUCUUCAUCAGUGCCGGCAUCUUCUAUGUGCUCAACUUUCUUUUCCCUCCCGGGGGGCUUGGAGAGUUUGAAGAUACGGAUGUGUAUGGUACUUUCACUGCUCGGGAAGCAGCCAAGCUAGGAGUUGUGCGGUCGGAAAGGUGCAGGACUCACGGAGCCAACAGUGUCUGUGCAACUCGGGAAAUGGUCCAGAAGGGGUAG